ACCUGAUCAGCUCUUGAUAUUGUCUCUGAGACGCUCAGAGAAAGGAGACGAUGGCCUCCAUGGGGAUGCAGAUGGCAGGCUGCGCUCUGGCCCUGUUAGGUUGGAUUGGGUCGAUCAUUGUCUGCGCUUCACCCAUGUGGCGGGUCUCUGCCUUCAUUGGCAGCAACAUUGUGACAUCACAGAUCAUCUGGGAGGGCAUCUGGAUGAACUGCGUGGUCCAGAGCACAGGCCAGAUGCAGUGUAAGGUGUACGACUCCAUGCUGUCUCUGGGUGCAGACCUCCAGGCGGCCCGUGCUCUGACAGUGGCCUCCAUCAUCACAGGCAUCGUAGGGCUCCUCAUAACUUUCGCUGGCGGAAAAUGCACCAACUUCAUUCCAGAGGAGAGGGCCAAGGCGAGGGCCUCAGUGGCAGCAGGUGUGAUUCUGAUCAUCAGUGGAUUCCUCUGCCUCAUCCCUGUGUCCUGGACUGCCAGCGUUAUCAUAAGGGACUUUUACAGCCCUCUGCUAGUGGACGCCCAGAAGAGAGAGCUCGGGGCCUCUCUUUACAUCGGCUGGGGGGAGCUGGGCAUCAGCCUCUCCAUGAUAGGUGUUGCUGGGACCAUCCUGAUCUGCGCGCUGCCAAUGUGGAAGGUGACGGCAUUCAUCGGCACCCAUCUGGUGGUCAUGCAGGUGUUCUGGGAGGGUCUGUGGAUGACCUGUGUCAGUGAGUACACAGGUCAGCUGCAGUGCAAGCUUUACGACGCCCUGCUGGACCUGUCACCAGACCUGCAGGCAGCCCGCGGCCUCAUCUGCAUCAGCCUGGUUCUGGGAUGUUUGGGAUUCCUCAUCUUCCUCCUGGGCGCACGCUGCACCAACUGCCUGAGCCACCCGGGUAUAAAAGCUCGGGUGGUGCUGAGCUCUGGGGCCAUCUUCUGCCUGGCGUCCUUCACCACCAUAGUCGCUGUUUCCUGGACGGCCAACUCCAUCAUCAGUGACUUCCACAACCCGCGUGUUCCUGAGGUGCUGAAGAGAGAGCUUGGAGCAGCCAUAUAUAUUGGCUUUGUGACCUCUGGGCUGCUGUUCUGUGGGGGAGCCAUUCUGUGCACGAGCUGCCCCCCACAGAGGGCCAGGUUCCCCUCCAGUGGGUACACACGGGCCAGGAUCCCCACACACAACAGCUAUGCCAUCAAGAACUAUGUGUGAAGUGAGGAUCGAGGGUGGAACACACACAUCUUACACUGUGUGAUGUAAUGCAAUUGGCCAUAAAGAUAUUGAAAAACAUAAAGCAAUAUAUUAAAGAUCCCAUAUUUUAUAAAGGUAGAUGUCCAUGUGUUGUUUGAUUAUGGAUCAGGUCUAAGUUCUAUAUUAAUACUGUGAAAGUAUCAAAGCCUCAGUCCACAGAGAAAAGCACACAGCCUGUAUUCAGAAACUGAGCCUUAAAACCAGCCGUCAGGACUGUAACUUUGUGAUGUCACAACAAAGUAGUCACCACACUCAGCCACGCCCCAAGCCUCGACCACCUGAACCCACCAUCCACCAUUGCGGUAAUUGGUUCCUCUGAGUGUUUACCUGAAAUCUGCUAUAUUUUUAUUUGAUUUCUGAAAACCCAGUCAGCCAAUCAGAAGAAAGGCUCAGAGCUUCCUCUCUUCUGAUUGGCUCACUGACCAGUAGUUACUAGAGCUCCAGAGAGAACCCUGACAGAGGAGACGUUAAACUACAUUAAGUAAAACGUGGGACCUUUAACAUUUGCAUACAAUGAAAAGGAUUGCAAAGGUAUGCUUUACAAUACAUUCCAAUAUGUUUUCAGUUUCCUGCAGGAUGGGACACAAGGAUAUGAACACAGUUACUUUAAUUCUGUCCACAGUUGUUUCAACACCAGCCAUUUGAAGAUGUUUGUAAAAAAAAUUUAAAGUGUUGUUAUGAUGUGCAGAUGAAUUAUUCAUAUAAGGGAAAUUUACAGUGGCCCUGAGAGCUCAACACACUGCAACGUAAGAAAACACAAGCAAACAGACAAAACACAAACAAAUUCAGAAAACAUCUUCAUCAAUUUGACAACACAUGUGCUGCACAUACUCACAAUACAACAGAAGUGUUUCCAGGGGACACAACAAAGUGAUGAACUUGGCUGGGAUGCACUAGAUGUCAAGUCAAAAGCAUUGAACAACAAUUGUGUCUGGAUGUAUUAUAAUACAUUCAUGCCUUCAAGGUGCGCAAUCUACAAGCUGAGACCCUGAGGCGCCCCCUCAACACUUUUAUGUGACUCUGUCGUGUUGUGAGUAUUUGCAGAACAUGUGUUGUCAAAUUGAUGACAAUGUUCUCUGAAUUUGUUUGUGUUUUGUCUGUCUAUAUGUGUUUUCUGAAGCGGCAGGGCGUUGAGCUGUCAGGGCCACUGCAGAAAUAUAUUUCACUGUAAGUCUGAUACAGCUAUGAUUAACUGGCAGCUUCUGAAAUAGCUACAGUCUGUCCCAGUGACUCAUCAGAUGGACUUUCCUCAUCUCAUGAAAUAUGCAUUUAUUCCUUUCACAAAGAAAACUAAUGAAUAGCUUUGUAGCUCAAUGUGCAUGCAUUUCGAUUCAGUAUUAAACUACAUUAAUCAUG
This is a messenger RNA of Seriola aureovittata, 2576 nucleotides long. Its product is annotated as claudin-3-like. Gene Ontology annotation, cellular component: bicellular tight junction; plasma membrane. Bases 51 to 1181 code for a protein of 376 amino acids. The transcript has 2 exons. The record is from RefSeq and is a predicted model, not a curated record. NCBI's taxonomy places the organism in Eukaryota, Metazoa, Chordata, Actinopteri, Carangiformes, Carangidae. Gene Ontology annotation, molecular function: structural molecule activity. Gene Ontology annotation, biological process: bicellular tight junction assembly; cell adhesion.